This is a messenger RNA of Fragaria vesca subsp. vesca, 1148 nucleotides long. RefSeq lists its product as uncharacterized. Lineage: Eukaryota; Viridiplantae; Streptophyta; Magnoliopsida; Rosales; Rosaceae. The coding region runs from base 167 to 1114 and encodes 315 amino acids. The record is from RefSeq and is a predicted model, not a curated record. The transcript has a single exon.
AAAGCAGCACACCCAGAUAGAACUGAAGCAUUCAGAUUUCAGAAGGCUGGGCAAUGGGAGCUUGAGUUAUUUCAAUUAUAUGAGGUAGAAGUUAUUCUUUCAUCUCUUUUAGAAUCAGAAAGAAAUUAAGCAUCUUUGUUUCUGUGUUGUUGUGUAAGUAUAUAUCAUGAGGGAUUUUCCUUCUUGUUUUGGUGAGAAUGGUGUUCAAGUUGCUGAUUUUUCAUCAUCCUCAUCAUCAAGAGCUGCAAAAACUGCUCAUCAGAACUUGGUCUCAUGUGUUUAUCAGUGUAAAUUGCGAGGGCGUUUGUGUUUGAUUACAGUUACAUGGACCAAGAAUCUGAUGGGUCAGGGCCUCAGCGUGGAGAUUGAUGAUGCAGCCAAUUUUUGCCUCUGUAAGGUGGAUAUAAAGCCAUGGCUGUUCUCCAAGAGAAAAGGGUGCAGAAAUCUGGAGGUUGAUUCUAGUAAAAUCGACAUCUUUUGGGAUUUAACCAAUGCUAAAUUUGGUUCUGGGCCUGAGCCAUUAGAGAAGUUUUACCUGGCUGUUAUGUUCAACCAAGAAAUGGUUCUUCAUCUUGGAGAUUUGAAAAGAGAGGUUCUUGGUGUCAAAGACCCAAUUCAUGGUUCCAAUGCUGUCUUUGUUGCUAAAAGGGAACACAUUUUUGGGAAGAAACUUUAUGGUGCGAAGGCUCAGUUCUGUGACAAGGGGAAAACCCAUGAUGUUACAAUUGAGUGUGAGACUGUAGGGCUGAAUGAGCCUUACCUUGUGAUCUGUGUUGACAGUAAGACUGUGAUGAAGGUGAAGAAGCUGAACUGGAAGUUCAGGGGAAAUCACACCAUUUUGGUUGAUGGGUUGAGAAUUGAAGUGUUCUGGGAUGUGCACAAUUGGCUCUUUGGGAAUUCUAUGGGCGAUGCAGUGUUCAUGUUCCAAACUUGCCUCAGUAACAAUGCUGAUAAGCUGUGGAGUACUGGUAAUACUACUAGCGAGUCAGUUUUGGAUUCAUCUUCUGUGUUAACUUGGUCUUCGUCUUCCUCCUCUCGGCAACUGAGAGAGAGCAACAACCAGUUGCAGGGUCUUGGUUUCUCCCUGGUUUUGCAUGCUUGGAAGAAUGAAUAGAAUUCUAGUUCAAAGUGUUGUGUUUUAUUGUAAG